This is a messenger RNA of Papilio machaon (common yellow swallowtail), 1657 nucleotides long. Its product is annotated as angiogenic factor with G patch and FHA domains 1-like. NCBI's taxonomy places the organism in Eukaryota, Metazoa, Arthropoda, Insecta, Lepidoptera, Papilionidae. Bases 152 to 1657 code for a protein of 501 amino acids. Gene Ontology annotation, molecular function: protein binding. The transcript is spliced from 11 exons. The record is from RefSeq and is a predicted model, not a curated record.
CUAAAUCUAUGUUUUAUUGACUGACAUUGACAUUUCACACUGACAUUUGUCGACUUGUCAAAUAUGAGACGAACUGAAAUAUUAAUAAUUUAUAAUUUAACUCAAUAGUUUUUAAUUACAAUUGGAAUUUAUAUUAUAAAAACAAAAGAACAUGGAUACUAAAAUACGCGCGAUGAAUAAAAGUUCACUUAAGCUUAGGAAUCUACGAUUAAGCUUAAAAUACAGGCCUGAAAUUUUAAAGCUAAUUUUAAAAAUGCGUCAAUGUUUAAGGAAAAAGAAUUCUAUAAUCACACGAUUAAGAAAGCAACUAAAUUUAUUGAUUAAUAGUGAAGUGAAAUCAUCUUUUGUGCAAACUGAUAAUACAAUUCCUGAAUUCAAUAAAGGGAAGUCAGAUCCAACACCUGAAAAUGACAAUGAUAAAAUAUUGUCCGAUGUUAGUACACAGACUAGCAAACUUCAAAUUAGUGAUGAUAAUACAAAAGAAGAUUUGAAUUCUGAAGAAAACAUAGAAUCAAAAGUAUCUGAAUGGAAAUUACAAGAUGAAGAAGAUGAUAAUGGGAAAAGUAUAACAGAACAAGUGAAAGAAGUUGCACAAUCUGCUUUAAAUGAAAGUGGAAUGGUAUAUGUAGAGUCAGCUGGAAUGUACUAUGAUUACAAGACAGGGUACUAUUAUAAUUCUGAGCUUGGCUUGUAUUAUCACACAGACACUGGCUGUUACUACUAUUAUUCUGAUGAAAAGAAAAAUUUCGUAUUUCAUUCAUACCCUGAUAGAAGUGCUGAAAUUGAAAAUGCUCCUUUAUUAAAGCAUGUAUUAAAGAAAGCUAAAAAGCAUAAAAAGGAAAUGAGAUCAAAUAUUGAUAACCUGACGAAAAAAUUCUCUCAGGACAAAGAAGAUGAAGUCAGCAAGCCGAAAAGAAAGAAGAUUUUGAGAAGAAAGAAGAAAGUGGACAUUAAUAAAGAUGUUGAGAAAUGUGAAACAAAUACUGAAAAUAUAGAGAAUGAAAACAUGCAAGUUGAUGGUUCUGCUGAAGAUUCACAGAAAGAAGUUAAAGAUAAUGAAUUAGAAGAUGGUGAAUGCAGUGAAACGGAUUGUGAAGAGCUUAGUGAGGUUGAAGAUGAUGUAGAAUCAAUCAUUAGUUCAUCAACUGCUACUGAUGAUGAUGGUGACUCGGUAGCAAAGCAUCAUCCACCCUGUAUGCGCAUAAUAGUGCGGGAAACUAAUGUAGAGAAAUUGAAAAUUGGCAGUUUGUUUGUUAUUACAAAAGAUGGUGGCUCAAUAGGCAGAGAGGGUGAACAACAUGCAAUUGUAAUCAAAGAUAAUAAUGUAUCAAGGAAACAUUUAGAUAUAAGAUACAAUUUUGAGAGAAAGCAUUAUAUGGCAACGGACUUGGGCUCCAAAAAUGGAACAAUAUUGAACGGGAAUCGAAUGUCGGAAAGUCAAGAUAUUAGCAUACCAAUGGAGAAAAUCGACUUUAUAGCUGAAGACAAAGAUCGUAAAGUGGCUUACACGCGUACCUGCAGUGUACAAAAACAGCACCAGCUGGAGCUGGCGCGGCUGAAGAACAAGUACUCGAAGCCGCCGCUGGCCAUAGAGAGCGAGGCGUACAACGAUCGUGCGCAGGCGCGUCGCGAUACUGUCGGCUAUCAACUCGCUUGA